UAAAUAAUUGUCAUUGAGAGGUAUCUGAAACGUCUGAAACAUGUGAUGUUGUGUAUGUUGCCGUUCUUCGUUAAUUCUCAUUGUUUAUUAAAUAUAACAGGCAGUGUAUAAAUAUGGGUAAAAAAGUCCAACUCAAGCGGCUGCAGUCGCAGCGCUCGGCACAGCUGAAACGAAUGAUUAAAACCACAGAUAAUCGGCUAAAGACUGAGGAUCGGGAUGCGCCGAAAAAGAAGAAAAAAACCGACGAACCCGAGCUCAAACUGAUGGAGAAGCCACAGGUCAGCUCGGCAAUGUUCUUCCAGUACAACACACAGCUUGGACCGCCCUAUCACAUUCUAGUCGAUACCAAUUUCAUCAACUUCAGCAUUAAAAACAAACUGGAUAUAAUCAAAACCAUGAUGGACUGUUUGUACGCGAAGUGUAUCCCGUACGUUACGGAUUGCGUUGUGGGUGAAUUGGAAAAGUUAGGGCAAAAAUACAAACUGGCGUUAAGAAUCAUCAAGGAUUCCAGAUUCGAGCGGAUCAAGUGCAUGCAUCGGGGAACUUAUGCGGACGACUGUCUAGUACAGCGAGUUACCCAGCAUAAGUGCUACAUCGUAGCCACGAACGAUAAAGAUUUGAAACGAAGAAUCAGAAAAAUCCCGGGAGUACCGAUUAUGAAUGUGGCACUCAAUCGAUAUGUGAUCGAACGAAUGCCGGAUGCAUUCGAACCGAUGGCUAAAAAAUAAACUUGAUUUUCUCAUAA
Toxorhynchites rutilus septentrionalis is the source of this 745-nucleotide messenger RNA. RefSeq names its product rRNA-processing protein FCF1 homolog (gene Bka). The record is from RefSeq and is a predicted model, not a curated record. The coding region runs from base 114 to 728 and encodes 204 amino acids. Gene Ontology annotation, cellular component: nucleolus; small-subunit processome. NCBI's taxonomy places the organism in Eukaryota, Metazoa, Arthropoda, Insecta, Diptera, Culicidae. The transcript has 2 exons.